Molecule: messenger RNA, 645 nt
Organism: Adineta ricciae
Lineage: Eukaryota; Metazoa; Rotifera; Eurotatoria; Adinetida; Adinetidae
Source: the annotation of a GenBank genome assembly
AUGGUUCUAUUUAAUCGAACGAGUCAUCUUUGUUCAUUAUUAAGUGAAAUAGAUCUUGGAAAAAAUUCAACAUUCGUCAAUUCUUCUGUAAUUUCAACAACAACAAUUAGUGUAAAUCCAUCUUGUAUCGCAAUAAUUCCUUCUAUAAGUACAACAUGGACAUGUGUCAAUACGAGUUCAACGAUAAAUAACGGUGGUAUUUUAAAAUUAUAUAUAAAACAAAAUCUGUUUGUUCCAGCUAAUAACAACGCAGAUAUAACAGCGUAUUUAGAAGCAAAUUCUCAUUUAUCUGCUGGGAAUGAUGGUGCAUUGAAAGUUUAUCUUGAAUCGAAUGCAACAUUAACAACAAUGAAUGGUAAUGCAAUGACACUCUAUUUAGGAAUCAAUUCUCAAGUAAUAUCUUCAAAUAGUGGACCUGUUACAGCUUAUUUGGAAUCAGGUGCAAAGUUAACAUUAAGUAAUUGUGGAUCUGUGAUUGCAUAUUUGAAGACGAAUAGUCAAAUAAGUUUAUCAGAUGGUGGAUCGAUCAAUGUUUAUUAUGACAAUGAUACAAUACGAACUUAUUCGAAUAAUGGAGGAAUAUCUGAAACAUUGUGUCCUUCGAUAAUAUUUGAUUAUUCCAAUAUGUCACCUAGAGGAUGUUAA